Sphenostylis stenocarpa is the source of this 1119-nucleotide messenger RNA. The record is from the annotation of a GenBank genome assembly. NCBI's taxonomy places the organism in Eukaryota, Viridiplantae, Streptophyta, Magnoliopsida, Fabales, Fabaceae.
AUGGCUCUCUCGGCGCCACUUCAGAACCUCUCCGCAGUAAUCUCCGCCACCGGAAAUGCCACCACAGCAGGGACGCGGCCGCCGAGAGGCCGGCACUGGGCGGUUCACGCGGCUUCUGACACAAGCGCCUCCGCGCCGGUGCAGUCGGGCGGGUACGAAGAAGGGAAGCUUGAACGACCCAAGUGGGCUGGGGAGACCCCUCUUUCUCGGCUGGUUCAAUCUAUCAUCUCCUUCAAGCCUUUGUACUAUUUUCUCAAACUUGGUGCUAGAAGGGCUUUGAUAAGUACUGCUGAGAAGAAUAACAUACCUUGGAGGCAGAUGGUGAAAGAGGUUCUAGAGUCAGAAGUGUAUAGGGAGAUGGACAGCAUUCAAAACCUCUCUUUAGUGUACCCUGAUUAUUAUUUGAAUCCAUUCCAUGCGUAUGAGGAGGGCAAUCUUACAUGGCUGGCAGCAGCAGAAGCAGAGGCUGCUACAAUGUCAAUGGCUAGACGAGCACUUCCAGAUGCUUCUUCAGUGGAGGAAGCAAAUCGGAUACUGCGUGGCAAUUGGCUUCAUGCAAUUGAACAACACCAUAUACAGUAUUCAGAAUCAUCUGUGAUUAAUGACAUUCUAGAUAUUGGAUGCUCUGUAGGUAUAAGCACAAAAUAUCUUGCAGACAAGUUCCCCACAGCCAAAGUCACCGGCCUAGAUCUGUCACCCUAUUUUCUAGCUGUGGCUCAGCAUAAGCAAAAAAGAGCAAUGCCUAGAAAAAUUCCUAUAAGAUGGAUACAUGCAAAUGGGGAAGACACAGGCUUGCCUUCUAAAUCAUUCGACCUUGUUUCUCUUGCCUUUGUGCUUCAUGAAUGUCCUACAAGAGUUAUAGUGAAUUUAGCGAAGGAAGCAUUCUGUCUACUUCGGCCUGGAGGCACACUAGCUUUAACAGAUUUUUCGCUGAAAUCAAAGGUCCUUCAGGAAUUGUCUCCUGUUCUGUUCACACUGGUUAAGAGCACAGAACCUUUUCUGGACGAGUAUUAUUUGACUGAUAUGGAUGAAACACUGAGGGAAGCUGGUUUUGUGAACAUAACAUCAAUUCUUACAGACCCCAGACACGUCACAAUUACGGCAACAGUGCCUCAAUGA